CCUGUUGUGCGUCCGGCUCGGCCCGGAGCGGGCAGUGCAAGCAGAGCGCGCCCAGGCCCGGCUUGUCGUGCGGCGCCUCGGUCCCCGGGUCGCCCGGCCCAAUGCGCCCGCUCGGCCUCGUCUACACCCUGGUCUGCGCCAACCUGUGCGGCUGUCGGGACGCCCCCGCAGCCCCGCAGAGCGCGUCCCUGCGAGCGCUGCGCGCCGCCAGCCUCCGGCGAGAUGAGAGCAAUCACCUCACAGACUUGUACCGAAGAGACGAGACCAUCCAGGUGACAGGAAACGGCCAUGUCCAGAGCCCUCGCUUCCCCAGCAGCUACCCCAGGAACCUGCUCCUCACGUGGCGCCUGCGCUCCCGGGAGAGGACGAGGAUACAGCUGGCUUUCGACAACCAGUUUGGACUAGAGGAAGCAGAAAACGACAUUUGUAGGUAUGAUUUUGUGGAGGUUGAAGAUAUCUCUGAGACCAGCACCGUGAUUAGAGGGCGGUGGUGUGGGCACAAGGACGUGCCUCCCAGGAUAACAUCCAGAACAAACCAAAUCAAAAUAACAUUCAAGUCCGAUGACUACUUCGUGGCUAAACCUGGAUUCAAGAUUUAUUAUUCUUUUGUGGAAGAUUUCCAACCCGCAGCAGCCUCAGAGACCAACUGGGAGUCAGUCACUAGCUCUAUCUCGGGAGUACCCCAUCACUCUCCAUCAGUGACGGACCCCACGCUCACGGCGGACGCUCUGGACAAAACAGUCGCAGGAUUCGACACUGUGGAAGAUCUGCUCAAGCACUUCAAUCCAGAAUCAUGGCAAGAAGACCUUGAGAAUCUCUACCUGGAUACGCCUCAUUAUCGAGGGAGGUCCUACCACGACAGGAAAUCAAAAGUUGACCUGGACAGGCUCAACGACGACGUCAAGCGCUACAGCUGCACCCCCAGGAACCACUCCGUCAACCUGCGGGAGGAGCUGAAGCUGACCAACGUGGUUUUCUUUCCGCGCUGCCUCCUCGUGCAGCGCUGUGGCGGCAACUGUGGCUGCGGGACCGUCGACUGGAAGUCCUGCUCGUGCAGUUCAGGGAAAACCGUGAAGAAGUAUCACGAGGUGUUACAGUUUGAGCCUGGCCAUUUCCGGAGGAGGGGCAGAGCGAAGCGCAUGGCCAUCGUUGACAUCCAGUUGGAUCACCACGAGCGCUGUGACUGUCUCUGCAGCUCCAGGCCACCGCGAUAGGGGCCCGUGCGCACACUCCCCGUGAGCAGUUUCGGGACGGUGUGUGGCAGUUGUGAGACCCCGUUCCCGCCACCAGCUGAACUUGCCACUAGCCCACCGAGCAGCAAGUGCCAGCGGCCGCCCAGCUCCCCCCGGCUCUGUCGGCCACAGCAGGUCGAAAGGCGCAUCAUCACAUCUGCAUCCCAGAGCACGGGGCCGCGUGUAAUAACCGUGCCGGAGAAUGUGUGCAAGUCUCCUCGUCUACGUGUGUGUGCUCUCCACGUCUGUGUGUAAAUUAUUCAACUGGUCUACUCAGUGUUCACAGCCAGGUACACCGGAGCUCACAUACGGUAGAGGUGUGUAGACCCUUAAAACCUUUUGACAAAUUAAGGGACAUAUUAAAUACGUGAAACACGCCCUUGGAAGAUUCAGAAGAUUACUUUGUUUUUAAAUUUGAAUUAGGACCUCAGAUCUUGCUCUUUUAAAGAAAGCACUGUGUAUAUACUAAAAAGCAAUAAAUGGGCUUUUCUUAUAGAUACAUCAUAAUUAUAAAAAAAUAGGAAAAAUACAGUUUCUGGGGCAAAGGCACAGACCUAACCGCGUUUCCCCAGGGACGCCCGCACGCUUACCUGUGUAGACAGUAAUCACCUGCCUACAGAAGCAUGCUGUGAUGUGUAGGUGCUUUAAACAUUAAGCCAUUAAGCCUUCUUUUUAUGCAUCCUGCUGAGGCGUGCAAAUGCAUUUAACACCUGUCUCAAAAAAAGUUCUCAGAAGGUUUAUGAUUAUAAUCUUUCCAGAGACCAUUUACUAACUGUAGCAGAAUUUUGAACUGUUUCUUUCUGAAAAUCCCUCCACAGAAAGAACGCCUUUGGAGAAUGGCCAGGAGACUCUGUAUGAGCCUUCCAAACUCGCGUUCAUUGAAAGAUUUGGGUCGUUGAAAGUGAAAACAGUGAACACAAUUAUUAAUGUAACUGGAAAUCGAAUGGAGGGUGUCAUUGGACCCGUAGUUAGCAAUGGAUCCAAACUCUCCCAGCUAAGCCAGUGCAUUUAUGUACCGGCUUUUCUGUUCCUGUCUCCCUGACACACAGAUAUGGAUUCACAGUGGCAUUUUAUAGUUGGCAAACGUCAUGAGUUAUUUACAGCCUGAAAGCAUUCACAUAUUAAAACGACCUGAUUUUGUGGACGCCAGUCUCUGAUCAUCUCCUUACUCACCGUUGUGAGUCCUGCUCCUGGACUGAGCGGAACCAGAUCCGGGGCCCCUGGUUCUUUCCAGAUCUGUAGAGCUUUGUUCUGAAAAGCCACCCUGCAAAUGACAGGCAUGUGACCGUGGCCUUGCUCCACCACAGGUCAUUCCUGUGGUGAGAGCCAUUUUCCCUGUCCAGCUCCUCAGCGUCUAUUUUGAAGGAGCCUGAAUCCAAGAGUAAUGAGUGACCCGUCACUCUCCAAAGCAGGACUCUUAAGAGAACAGCACUGAACUUGAGAGAGCUGUGAGGCUGCUCAGAGAUGGCUCCAUUUUUCUUGCUGCCUUGAAACGAGCCGAGUUCUUUCGCGAGGCUAGGCCUCUGCAUGCUAAUGCCGGUGUGAUCGAGGGCUGUGUGACGGGGGCUGGGUGAGCCCUGGUGUCACGUGAGUGGCCUAGGUAGACUUGGACCUCUAAGCACGUAGUAGGCUCUCCGCUCUCCUUAGUGGUCCCUUCCUGUCUCCUCAGCCCUUGGAGAUGAAAGGCCACUGGUCACAGCAGGUGCACCUUCAGAGCAUCCCUAGAAACCUCCAGUGUGUUUCCUGCACCGGGGGAGUGGGAAGAGCACUGUACUGGUCAGUUGUCCAGAAUCCCAGAGUACCGUCCGAAAUAGCAGAGUCAGACGCUCUCCUGCUCAGGGACUGCCUCCCUGUCACGGCCACCUGCAAGUGUCCCCACGAAAAUGGCAGCUUGUGCACCCCAAAUCCAACUGGCUACCCACAGAUCCAUCUUAGGCAGCUCCCAUCAUAACUGCAGGUGUGAAAAAUCAGGAGUGUUCCACCCAAUUUUCAGUAACCCUUCCAGGCUGUAAUGACCAGGAUAGUAUUCAGUUAAAGCCCUAUCUGCAUUUUUUAUUUAUUAGCUGGAAUGUAAGGAGACGUAUUCACUCACUUCUCUUUUUUCUUUUCCUGAGUGUUUUAUUAAAACGUCUCCCUUGGUUAUCCGUUAUCUAUUGCACUUCCAACAUGGAGCCAAUAAAUAUGUUUCAUUGCCAUCAAAGGAAUAAAAAGCUCGCCAUACAAAUUACAUUUCAAAACAAACCCUAAUAAAUUCGCAUUUCUGCGCGGCUCACUCACCUGGAAUAAUGCCUUUCAUUCACUGUGUCCUCAUAGGGCCAAACACUUUCAGAAGCAGAAUUUUUUAUGCUUUUGGUCGUAUCGGCAGCACGCAGCUUUUUCCUCUCGAAGCAUUUUUCUGUAGCAAAUGUAACAUGGCUCUUAUCUCCAUGAAAAAUAUAUAUUGCUUUUGAACAAAACUACUCCAUCAUUUACUACUCAAUUGCAGCUUUGAAAGGUAUACAGUGUUACAGACUGACUUCCAGGACCGCCCCCAGCUGAUGGGGGUGAGGAGCCCGGGCGAGUUCCAGGGUCAGUGUUCAGAAGGCAGGGACAGCACGAAGCUUGUCCUCGGGGUGGGUUCUCAGCGGGUCCCUGUCCCCGAGCUGGGCGGCAGGGAGAGACCGGAGGCUUUGCUGUUUUGUUGUUACUCCUGGACUGUGUGUUUCCCCCACUGGCUUUUUAAUAAAAUACAGUUUCAUCUGA
This is a messenger RNA of Suricata suricatta (meerkat), 3974 nucleotides long. It is a transcript of the gene PDGFD, whose product is annotated as platelet derived growth factor D. The record is from RefSeq and is a predicted model, not a curated record. Gene Ontology annotation, cellular component: membrane. The coding region runs from base 102 to 1214 and encodes 370 amino acids. Gene Ontology annotation, biological process: positive regulation of ERK1 and ERK2 cascade; positive regulation of phosphatidylinositol 3-kinase/protein kinase B signal transduction; platelet-derived growth factor receptor signaling pathway. Gene Ontology annotation, molecular function: growth factor activity; platelet-derived growth factor receptor binding. The transcript is spliced from 7 exons. Lineage: Eukaryota; Metazoa; Chordata; Mammalia; Carnivora; Herpestidae.